Molecule: messenger RNA, 450 nt
Organism: Heterostelium album PN500
Lineage: Eukaryota; Evosea; Eumycetozoa; Acytosteliales; Acytosteliaceae
Gene: calA
Product: calmodulin
Exons: 3
Coding region: 1-450 (149 amino acids)
Molecular function (GO): calcium ion binding; enzyme regulator activity
Source: RefSeq, a predicted model, not a curated record
AUGACUGAAUCAUUAACUGAAGAACAAAUCGCUGAGUUCAAGGAAGCUUUCUCCCUCUUUGACAAGGACGGUGAUGGAUCGAUCACCACCAAAGAACUCGGAACUGUCAUGAGAUCCCUCGGUCAAAACCCAACAGAGGCUGAACUCCAAGAUAUGAUCAAUGAAGUCGAUGCUGACGGAAACGGAACAAUUGACUUCCCAGAGUUUUUGACUAUGAUGGCUCGUAAGAUGCAAGAAAACGACACAGAAGAAGAAAUUCGUGAAGCCUUCAAGGUAUUCGAUAAAGACGGUAAUGGAUUCAUUUCAGCUGCUGAGUUGAGACACGUUAUGAUCAACCUCGGUGAGAAGCUCUCUGAAGAGGAAGUUGAAGAGAUGAUCAAGGAAGCUGAUUUGGAUGGUGAUGGACAAGUCAACUACGAAGAGUUUGUCAAGAUGAUGCUUUCAAAAUAA